Daktulosphaira vitifoliae (grape phylloxera) is the source of this 3119-nucleotide messenger RNA. RefSeq names its product glutamate receptor ionotropic, kainate glr-3 (gene Ir7c). Gene Ontology annotation, cellular component: membrane. NCBI's taxonomy places the organism in Eukaryota, Metazoa, Arthropoda, Insecta, Hemiptera, Phylloxeridae. The transcript is spliced from 9 exons. Gene Ontology annotation, molecular function: ligand-gated monoatomic ion channel activity. Bases 495 to 2465 code for a protein of 656 amino acids. The record is from RefSeq and is a predicted model, not a curated record.
GUCUAAAUAAAAAUUUCUUUAUAAAUGUUAUCUGACAUUACAAAUAUUAUUGUGUUUAAUUUGUAUGAAAGUUGAAGUUUUGUGUAAAGUUUGUUAUUUUAUUCAUUUUUUGUCAACGUUUAAUUAGUUUUAUCUAUAAUAUGAAGCUGUAAUUUCUGAAUUGAUGGACCAUGACCAUACUUUGUAAGACUGUGAAAUUGAAAACACACAUUACAUUUUUAUACAACUGUAUUUAAUAUUGAAUACAAAUGAUAUUGUUGGGAAAUAUGGAAAAUAGUCCUUAAGAAUGAAUUAUUUUACCUCAAGUUCAAGUAGUUUUUAAUAUAAUUUAACCUCUGUCAAUACUCAACAAUACACAUUAUUGACUCAGGAUGAUUAAUUUGUCGAGAAAAACAUUUAAUUUAUAAAACACUAUUUGUUGAAAUAUGCUACGUUUGCUUUUCUUGUGGUGAACACAGUAGAAGCAAUUUAUUGAAUGAUAGGAUAAGUUUACAAUGAAGAGCAAAAUUUGGAUGGUAAUAUUCUUGUUUACAAAAUCAAUAUAUGUUUACCACAGCUAUAAAUUCAACUCAGCUUUGAAGGAAACAUCACCACAGCUAACUGUUGAUAUGUUAUCCGGCUAUAUAAAUAAAACAUUUGGACCGGAACAGCAUUGUUUGUGGACAAUUAUCAACAAAAAAAAUUCGAGUGUAUCUUUAGAAACUAAUAUUUUAUAUAAAACUCUUACCGAUAGUUUUGUUAAAAGCACACUAAUGAUUACAGUUAUCAACUCAACGAAUAAAUUUAAACAUAAAGAAAAUGAACAAUUUUGUGCAGCUCUUGUGGUUAUUGUUAAAAGUGAAGUUGAAGUGGAGGACGCCGUAGAAGAGUUUAGACACAAUGAGGCCGAAAGGAUGUUACUGGUUAUUUUACGUUCUACGAAAUUUUCAUUAAAAAAAACGUACACCCCUGAGUAUUUCAAGUAUAAAGAUCUCAUUAUGGUUAUAGUUGAUUGGGAAAAAGAAACGGCAUAUCGAUUGGAUUUGUAUUAUAAAAAUCUCAUAAAAUUUUCUUUGAAACAAGAAAAUUGGUUUAAUUAUAAACUUAAUGGAGAAAGAAAAAUAAAAAAUUUCCAUGGUGCUAAAGUAAAAGUAUUUGCAUUUAAUAAUAGUUUAUUCAAUACCGUCGAUAAAAAUCCAAUUACUGGAAACUUAGAAUUGAUUGACGGCGUUGAAGGUUACUUGUUUAAUGAAAUAUCUCGACUUACAAACAUAAAAAUUGAAGUAAUUGUACCAAUAAAUAAUUCUGAUAAGUGGGGCAUAAGAUUACCAAAUGGGUCUUACACACUAGGGGCAACAAGAAGAUUACAAACUAAAGUGGUCGACAUUGCCCUUGCUUCAUUAUGGAUCGAAUAUUUCAAAAUUAAUUCUGUAGAAAUGUCUCACUACUGGUCGGAGGAAUGUUUAAAACUACUUGUACCAAAACCUCCGUUAACAAGAAACAAAUGGGAUUUAUUAUUCAAGCCGUUUCCAUUGAGUAUAUGGUUACUAUUAUUCGCAGUUACGUUGUUAAAUAUUUUAACCUUAUGGAUAGUUGCUGUUAUACAACGAAAAAUAAAAUAUAAGCACAUUGACGCUUUUACUUCACUAUCAUCUUCAAUAUUUUGGUUAUUGGGAAUCAUGUUUUUGGCAAGUUUUCCUGUGCAUACUCAUAGAUUAGGUCCAAUAAGACAUUUGCUAAACUGGUGGUGUAUCUUUAUAUUUAUAAUUGCAAUAGCAUUUUCUAGUGUUCUUUAUUCUUACAUUACUUCACCUGAAUAUACUAAUCUUGCGACAAGUAUUGAAGAAAUGGAGAAGGAAGAUUAUACUUGGGGUGGACUUAUCGACCACGCGACUUGGACAUUUGUUUUGAAAAUAGAAAAUCCAAUACAUAAGAAAUUCAGUGUUAGAUUUAUACCGGAAAAAAGUAUAGCUGAACGUAUUGAUCGAUUGGUAAAUGGAAAAUAUGCGGUUUGCACUAAAUUUAUUAACGGAAAAUAUUUUAUGGAGAUGCAAGAUUUACCACCAUAUCUGCUGAGUGAUUUAAGAACAUCAAGAGAAUGUUUGAACUCGUUUUAUAUUGGAAUAGGUUUUACAAAAAAUUCUCCGUUUUUAAAACCGGCUAACAUAGUAAUACGACAUUUAUUAGAAAGUGGUAUCAUUAACUAUUGGAUGAAUCGAAUUUUUGAAAAAAAACUGCCCUUAAAUACAUUUGAUCGAAUUUUCGAACAAAAACCAUUAGCCGAAAAGGAUAGUGGCCCAUCGCCACUCACUUUUGAUCAAUACAAAGUUGUUAUAGUUGUAUGGUUAAUCGGUUGCAUUUUGUCAAGUACAACUUUUAUUUUUGAAUUAAAAUAUGGAAAGGUUUGUGUUAAAGAUAAAAAAAAAAAAAUAUUGUCUCGUAAUAGUGAAAAAAUUCCAAAACUUUUUCAUGGAAGUGAAACUUAAUUUAUGUUAAUAAAAAUAUUAAGGAGCAUGAGAACAAUGUGCAUACUGUGCAAUUACCUUCUUGCUUCUUCCUUUUCCAUCUUGUUGCUAAAAGUUAUUAAUCUUUUAUUUAUAUACCGUAAUGGUAAAAUUAUUUUUAUUAUUAACAUUUAUUGUUAAUUUAUAAUUAUUUUAGACAUCGUCGUUUUGUUGUUCGGUAAGCAAGUAUGUUUUUUUUCGUUCCACUAUAAAGUUUUAUUAUUGUAAUAAUUUUAUUUUCUAUUUUUACUAUAAUCAAUAAAUAAAUUAUACAUAGACAUAAAACUAAUUUGUUAACUUAGGUAAAAUAAUUACAAAUUAUGAUUAUCAAAUAUAAACGUUUAAUAUAUUUUAAUGAUUAUUUUUUAUAAUUGAUUGACGGCGUUGAAGGUUACCUGUUUAAUGAAAUAUCUCGACUUAUAAACAUAAAAAUUGAAGUAAUUGUACCAAUAAAUAAUUCUGAUAAGUGGGGCAUAAGAUUACCAAAUGGGUCUUACACACUAGGGGCAACAAGAAGAUUACAAACUAAAGUGGUCGACAUUGCCCUUGCUUCAUUAUGGAUCGAAUAUUUCAAAAUUAAUUCUGUAGAAAUAUCUCACUACUAUCUUAGUCAAUAAAUUAUUGACAUAAAACUAA